GAGAACGCCAGAGGUCCCACCCCUCUGACAUUCUUCUCCAUUGGGUUUUGAGAAGGAGACGAAGAGAGGAGAGAGGACGCAACGAUACUAUAGAAUUGAAAAUGUCCCUUUGUCUCACACACACCUGAAGAACAAGAAACGACGAAUCAACGAAUCUAAAUCGUGAGAUUUGUAAUCACAUUUUCGGGCGGGAUGAUUGAAAGUUUGUUUUCGUGUACCAGAGACCACUGUUGAAAGAAAUCUGCAAAGUAUGUUUUAUGGCUACUUUUAUGAUACGAUCAUUAAAACAUUUGAGCAAUAAUAUAAUUUUAACCAUCGCUAAAGAAAAGAAAACUGAUAUGGAGCGACCAUCGAGGAAGACAAAGCUUGUAAAUUAUUCAGAUUUCCAGGACUUGGCUGAUGAUGAUGAUUUUGCCUCUGUGAAAGCACCACCCAGCAAAAAAGCCAAGGAGAGUGUGAAAGAGCCAGCGCAGGAGAAGAGCAAGAAAUCUUCAAACAAGGCCUCCAGUCAAGAGACUAGCUCACAAUCCAUAGGCCACAAGAACAGGAAACCAUUGGAUGAGAAGCUGUAUGACAGAGAUUUGGAAGCAGCUCUUACUUUGUCGUUGCUUAAAACCACCGAGAUAAAUGAGGAACAAUGUUCUUAUAAUCCAGAAAAAUAUGUCAAGAAUCAACCACAAAGAGAUGGUGAAAAUCUGGAUCCAUCAUUACGCCUUUCCAACUCCUGUGUGGACAUCAACCUUUUAGGCCUUGACCAGAUCACGAAUGAUCGGGGAUCCCCUUGCGCCCCCUCCAGACAGAGGAAGGCAGCUUCCAAGGCUACAGAGCAGCAAAGGAGCAUGCUGAAGGAUGGCGAUGAGGACUACAAUCCCAAAGGGACACCAGAUUCAGAGAGUGAUGCUGAUUUCAGUGAUCCAGCUGAAAGUGAUGAUGAUGAGUUCACAGUAAAGAAACCAAAGAAAAAGAACACAGAAGAGAAGACAGCCAAGAAGGAGCAACCAAAAGCUAAACCAAAGGAAGAAAAGCAGCCUUCAAAACCAUCAAAAACCAAACCACAUUUGACAGGGACUCCCAAUCUAAAAACUCCCACCUUAGGUAGAAGUCCAACUGCCAAGCCAGCCUCUGUGCCCAAGAGGUCUCCUGGCACUUCUCCUAUCUCCAGACCUGCAGUCUCUGGCAGUCCAGCGGGGGGCAGAAUACCCAAGUGGAAUCCUCCAGGUCACGUUGGAAGAAGUCCCAGCUCAUCACAGAGUGUCCCAGUGAAGUCUCCAGGGCAGGGUCUAAGACUUGGACUGUCUCGCAUGGUGCGGGUCAAACCCCUGCACCCCAGUGUUGCUAGUCACUGACCCCACCUAUCUAUUAGAGAGGGGCUCUGUGUAAUUGACAGUUGACUUUCAGGAUUUCUUUUGUAAUCCUCUAGAUCUGUCUAUUUUAUAAGAGGCAUUAAAAUUGUACUGUAAAUUAUUAUUAGUCUGGGGUCGUACAUGCUCUCCUUUUUAUAACAGCUUUUUUCUUUUGGACCAUUUGACUUAACAAAGGACAAUUCCCAACUUAUACUGUUUUUUGGCCUAUAACAAAGCCUUCAGAUUUCAAACCCUUUGUGUGUUUUAUUAUUUCAAAUAGAGUUUGUCUUCUGUCUGUUUUUAGUUUUCACUCCAACAUGUAAAUGAAAUGGUGCAAUGGCGCACUCUGCUGGAUAUAAUUAUCUUAAAAUGCAAAAUUAUCAUUGUUAAAGUGGCAAUCAGUUAAAUCAACAACAAAGCGGAGACCCCGCCCCCGUUUUGGUAAAAAGCUGAGGGAUGAGGCUGGAGAAAUGUAACCACUCUGAAAUUCAUAGACAAAGCUGUGGAUGUAAGGACUGACCACCCGUGAUAUCAAAACUAGUUUUAACCAUGUUUUGAGGCUAUAUACCCAAUGGGCAAAAACUGGUUGAAUCAACUUUGUUUCCACGCCAUUUCAACCCAAAAAAUAUAUGUGAUGAAGUUGAAUCAACGUGAAAAACUGAUUUGGAUUUACAAAAAGUCAAGGUAAGGGCAUUAUAUAUUUUUUUCACCCAACUUUUAACCUAAAACGACAUGACAUUUGUUGUUAAUUUUAUGUUAAAUUCGCGUUAGUUGACAACUAAACCAAAUGUAAAUAAAAACGAGAAGUUGAACUGAAGGCUGCCCAGUGGGUAGUGUUUGUUUGCAUUUAGUUGAUUUAUUGUUUCUGUCACAAACAUUGGAGUAAAACAGCUUAUUUUAAAAGUAAAAUAAUGGAUGUAGCAACUACAGAAUGGCCCUUUAUAUAACUUUUUACCUUGAUUUUACUAACAUCAAGUAGAAUAGGCAACUAUUUUUCUAAAAGUUUUGUGGAUUUUGUUCAGCGAAAGCUUUGUACAAUGUAUAAAACAUUAAAGAUUCAAUAUAAACGA
Oncorhynchus mykiss (rainbow trout) is the source of this 2413-nucleotide messenger RNA. Its product is annotated as RAD51-associated protein 1. Gene Ontology annotation, molecular function: single-stranded DNA binding; double-stranded DNA binding. Gene Ontology annotation, biological process: interstrand cross-link repair; double-strand break repair via homologous recombination. The record is from RefSeq and is a predicted model, not a curated record. Lineage: Eukaryota; Metazoa; Chordata; Actinopteri; Salmoniformes; Salmonidae.